This is a messenger RNA of Chinchilla lanigera (long-tailed chinchilla), 2223 nucleotides long. It is a transcript of the gene Entpd3, whose product is annotated as ectonucleoside triphosphate diphosphohydrolase 3. Gene Ontology annotation, cellular component: plasma membrane. The record is from RefSeq and is a predicted model, not a curated record. Lineage: Eukaryota; Metazoa; Chordata; Mammalia; Rodentia; Chinchillidae. Gene Ontology annotation, biological process: nucleoside diphosphate catabolic process. Gene Ontology annotation, molecular function: UDP phosphatase activity; GDP phosphatase activity.
CCGCGCGCGUACGCAGGCCUGAAGACCCUCUCCCGGACCCCGGCCAUCAUCAGCCUGGUGGUCUUGCUGCUGAGCAUCGUGGUGCUCGUGACGCUCACUCUCGUCCAGACCCGACACUCCCAGGUCAUCCCUCCAGGGCUGAAGUACGGGGUUGUGCUGGAUGCGGGGUCGUCGCGAACCACAGUCUACGUGUACCAGUGGCCGGCGGAGAAGGAGAACAACACGGGGGUGGUCAGCCAGACCUUCGAGUGCAGCGUGCGAGGUCCCGGGAUCUCCAGCUACGGGGACCACCCCCAGGACGCCCCCAUGGCCUUCGAGGACUGCAUGGAGAGGGUCCAGCAGCAGGUCCCAGCCCCCCUGCAUGGGUCCACGCGCGUCUACCUCGGGGCCACGGCAGGGAUGCGCUUGCUCAGGUUGCAGAACGAAACGGCGGCUGAUGAAGUCCUGGCCAGCAUCCAGAGCUACUUCGAGUCCCAGCCCUUCGAUUUCCGGGGCGCUCAGAUCAUUUCCGGGCAAGAGGAAGGGGUGUACGGAUGGAUCACAGCCAACUACAUUAAGGGCAACUUCCUGGAGAAGGACCUGUGGCACAUGUGGGUGCACCCGCACGGGGUGGGCACCACCGGCGCCCUGGACCUGGGCGGAGCCUCCACGCAGAUCACCUUCAUGGCGGAGGCUGCAGGGGCCCUGAACACCAGCGACGUGGUGCAGGUGUCUCUGUACGGCUAUACGUACACGCUCUACACGCACAGCUUCCAGUGCUACGGCCGAAACGAGGCUGAGAAGAGGUUCCUGGCAUUGCUCCUGCAGAAUUCUUCUGCUGACACCCAGGUCACCAACCCCUGCUACCCUCGGGGUUACCGUGUCACCGUCCCUAUGGGCCAGGUGUUCAACAGCCUGUGCACCGCCCAGCAGAGGCCAGCCAGCUACAAUCCCCUCCGCAGUGUCAUUUUUGAAGGGACAGGGGACCCAUGGCUGUGCUGGGAGAAGGUGGCCUCCAUAUUUGACUUCAGGGCCUGUCAUGGCCAGGAAGACUGCUCCUUCGACGGGGUCUACCAGCCGAAGGUCCAAGGGCCAUUCGUGGCCUUCGCCGGCUUCUACUACACAGCCAGAGCACUCAACCUCUCGGGGAGCUUCUCCCUGGCCACCUUCAACGCCAGCACCUGGAGCUUCUGCUCCCAGAACUGGGCUGAGCUCCCUCUCCUGCUCCCCAAGUUCGAUGAGGUGUACGCCCGGUCCUACUGCUUCUCGGCGAACUACAUCUACCACCUGCUGGUGCAGGGAUACAAAUUCACCCAGGAGACUUGGCCCCAAAUCCAUUUUGAAAAAGAAGUGGGCAACAGCAGCAUAGGCUGGUCACUCGGAUACAUGCUCAGCCUCACCAACCAGAUCCCGGCCGCCAGCACUCUGGUCCGCCUGUCCAUCCCACCGCCCACCUUCAUGGGCCUCCUCGCCCUCUUCGUGGCCACCGCCUUGCUGAGCCUGGCCAUCCUGUCCUUCCUGUGCUCUUCGGCCAGGACAGAGAAGCGCUCCGAGCACGCCCUCGAGCACACCGUGGACACCGACUGAGUUGGAGCUGGGCCGCACAGGGCCACCCCCAGGACGCAGUGCCUUCCCCCUGAGCACCGCUCCUCUGAGACCCCUGCCAGCCUGGGAGGGCACGGCGCACCCUUCGCCCUGCGCCCGCAUCCCCCUCCCCGAAGGGGAUGUUGGAAAUAUGACGGCUUGUGGGGACCCAGGGCCACUUUCCAUUCCCUCUGGUGUCAGAUGCCUGUAGCUGAACCGUGACCAUCCAGCGGUGCUCUCGAGGCUCCUCCGGGACCUGCCCAGACUCUGCCGUGGGGUAGGGACGCAGCAUGGGCUGGGAGCGGGGGCCGCGCCCUUCAUCCAGCAGGACCUGAGGCAGAGACCGCUGUACCAGAAGCUGUCCUGGGCUGGCGGCUCCCACGCGCCUCCCCUUUGUCUCAGCCGGCCGGCCCAGGCACACGUGCGGCCCCCACCACGCUGGCCCCCAGGAUUUGCUUACCGGUCACCUCCCAGGUCCAAAGCCACCCUACAGAGCGGCCUGGGACUCCAGGGAGAGGAAAGCAAGCUGCGGGGACGCUGGCCGCCGGCGUGGACGAGAGGGGACUGGUACGGCAGGGGCCGCGGCAGGGCUCAAAAGCAGCGUUUUCGCAUUGCUGCUGGGCAGCGCAUCCUGAAUAAAGAAGCCCAUUCUGACUUGCA